Molecule: messenger RNA, 798 nt
Organism: Chanos chanos (milkfish)
Lineage: Eukaryota; Metazoa; Chordata; Actinopteri; Gonorynchiformes; Chanidae
Product: dynactin subunit 6-like
Exons: 7
Coding region: 20-586 (188 amino acids)
Biological process (GO): mitotic spindle organization
Cellular component (GO): dynactin complex
Molecular function (GO): dynein complex binding
Source: RefSeq, a predicted model, not a curated record
UGAAAGUUCCAAGAAGAGGAUGGCAGACAAACAAGCAGCCCAGAAAAGUGUAAAAAUCGCGACUGGAGCGGUGGUCUGUGUGGAGAGCGAAAUAAGAGGAGAUGUCACCAUAGGCGCGCGCUCAGUUGUCCAUCCCAAAGCCCGCAUCAUCGCUGAGGCCGGGCCGAUCGUUAUCGGGGAGGGAAAUUUAAUAGAGGAGCAAGCGCUGAUUAUAAAUAGUUACCCUGAAAAUAUCACUCCGGAUUCGGAGGUUGAACCGAAAACCAUGACCAUCGGCAUAAACAACGUGUUUGAGGUUGGUUGUGUGUCCCAGGCUCUGAAAAUUGGUGAUAACAAUGUCAUCGAGUCGAAAGCCGAUGUUGGCAGAAACGUCGUCCUGACUAGCGGCUGUAUAAUCGGAACGUGUUGUCAGGUGAAUACGUGUGAGGUCAUACCAGAGAACACCGUCAUCUAUGGUUCUGGAUGCCUAAGGCGCGUGCAAACGGAGAGACCGCAGCCUCAAACUCUACAGUUGGAUUUUCUUAUGAAGAUUCUGCCCAAUUAUCAUCAUCUAAAGAAGACUGUCAAAUCCAGCAACAAGAACUAACCCCAGCCUCAGUACACUACAACGCAUCAUCAUCAUCAUCAUCUUCGUCAUCAACAUCAUCAUCACCGUCAUUAACAGUCCCAGGGUGUAACGGCGCGCUAACUACACCCAGAGGUGUCAUCCUGACACCACACUGCAGUGUGUGGACUGACAGUAAGGUCAAAGUAAUGAACCUGUAGUCUAGACUCUCUAACCCUUCAUGACUGAAUGAC